AUGAUUUGUGCUGAUGCGUCUUGUGCUGUAGUUCUAAUCACUAUGGGAGUAUUACUGGGUCGAAUGACUCCCGUUCAAUUUCUCUUAUUGGCUUUUUUUGAAACGAGUAUCUCCGUAUUUGUUGAUCAUAUUGUCGUUAAUAUCUUACAUGUGAACGAUGGAGGCCGUUCGCUAGUUGUUCACGCUUUUGGCGCUUAUUUUGGCUUAGCUGCAGCGAUGGUGGGGAAGAAAAAGAAUGUGAUGGAAAUGGACGAACAGGGCUCUAUACAUCAUUCAGAUUUAUUCUCGAUGAUUGGAACGCUACUUCUCUGGGUUUUCUUCCCUUCGUUCAACGCAGCUGUACAAGAACCUGAGGAUGCUCGUCAUCGUGCUAUUAUGAACACUUACCUUGCGAUGGCUAGUGGAACUGUGACAACAUUCAUCCUGAGCUCCUUUGUGGAUAAUCUUGGUCGAUUUAAUAUGAUCCACAUUCAGAGUUCCACUCUAUCGGGUGGAGUGGCUAUAGGUUUGUUUUAUAUGGGAUUAGAGACAAAGAUGAAUUGA
Messenger RNA from Strongylus vulgaris, 543 nucleotides. Lineage: Eukaryota; Metazoa; Nematoda; Chromadorea; Rhabditida; Strongylidae. The record is from the annotation of a GenBank genome assembly.